CUUCCAAUAAGAAAACAUUUACUCACACACAUAAACAGUAAAGUAAUUUUUUGGCGAACAUUUACGAAAUUUCCGUAGUUCAAACGUUUUAAAAUGCACAUAAAUCUAUUGCUCAGCAAUAAUAAUAGAGUGCAGUGAAAGCGAAAUUGAGCAGAGGAAUUGAGAAGAGAAUCCAUCAUCAUAUUAAGACAACAAAUUAAUCGUGCCAACCGUUCAACGUGUGUAGGAGGCCUCGGCCAUGGAGGAGAAUAUGUGGAUUAUUGAAUUGGAGUCGGCGCUGCUGGACGAUUGCAAUGUGAAUGACAUCUUUAGCAUUUGCCAAGGCAAACCGCUGCCGGAGGCCCUGCGUCCGGAUGUGUGGCAGGUGUGCCUCGAUGUGCGUCACAAGAGCGAUCAAAUGUCGCUCUUCAAUGAAAUCUAUGAUCUGCCAUUUCAAAGUCAAUUGCGCGAGGAUUGCAAGCGCUACGUGGAACGCAUUGGCAACGAUGAGGAAGAUAAAGUGUCAGUCGUGUCCGAUCUGGAAUCCAUUAUGACAUUCUAUUGCAAGAAUCGCAACCUACAAUACGAAGCAGACAAUGGCUGGAUUGAGUUGUUACUACCGCUCUUUGCACUCAAACUAAACCGAUCCGAUACCUUUAAUCUAUUCGAGUCCAUAAGAGACACUUAUAUACCCAAGGGUUGCAAACCCAAGGGAAAUGUCUUCCAUGUGUUUCGGUUGCUGUUGCUGUAUCAUGAUCCUGAGCUCUGCACUGUGCUGGAUACGAAGAAAAUCACACCAGAUCUGUAUUCGCUAACGUGGUUCCAAUCGCUGUUCGCCUCGUGCAGCAGCCUCUCGGUGAUCAUUGCCAUGUGGGAUCUGUACUUUCAGAAUGCCGAUCCAUUUAUGGUGUUCUUCUUGGCGCUCAUCAUACUGAUCAAUGGACGUGAGCAGAUCAUGGCACUGAAGACGUCAUCGAAGGAGGAGAUUAUCAAGUUUCUCAUCAAUAUGCCGUGUGCCCUGGAGGUCGAUGAUGUGCCAGACUUUUGCUCGUUGGCGCAGUAUUACGCAUUGAAGACGCCGACGUCAUUCAAGACGGAUUAUCUAAAGGCGUUGUAUGGCAAACAGAAUGACUCACCACGCAGUCAAGAGGAGUCCAACAAAGUGUCGCAAGCGCUGUGUUUGCCAGUUUCCGUUUAUGAGCUCGUGGAGAAUUCUGCGACAGAAUUUCCAGUGCAGGAUGCAGUGCGUUUCUUUUUGGUUGAUUGUCGGCCGGCGGAGCAAUACAAUGCUGGGCAUUUGUCGACGGCAUUUCAUUUGGAUUGCAAUUUAAUGCUGCAGGAGCCAGUGGCCUUUGCCACAGCCGUCCAAGGAUUGCUCACAGCACAGAAGCAGGCAAUUGAGGUGAACUCAAAUGCGGGCGGUGAACAUUUGUGCUUCAUGGGCAGUGGACGUGUGGAAGAGGACCAAUACACACACAUGGUGGUGGCCUCAUUCCUGCAGAAGAACACACACUAUGUGUCCUUGCUCACUGGUGGCUACACAUCCAUACACGACUAUUUUGGUGAUCACAUGGCCGACUGCCUGGAGGAUCACAGUGUGAGCAAGUGUCUCGUCUGCCAGCAGCACAAUGUCAAGACCAAAGCGGUGCCACUCAAGCUGCCUGCAACGACGCCAUCGUCCACGGAUCUGUUUAGCAAAUUCUCCGCGGCCAUGAAGUCCAAAUCGGCUGAGGUCAAAGGACGCCUGCUCGACAUUAUUGUGAAUCCCAGCUCAAAUGGUGCCAACGCUACUGCGGCUGCCAACAAUGGAGCUGGAGCACCUUCGUUAGCCGCGCAGGAGCGACACGUGAGUGCCAAGGAUCGCAAUGGCAAACGCUAUCGCAAUGUGGCGCCCGUCUUUAGCAUCGACGAUGAGAACGAGGAUGCCUACGAUGCGGGUGAAAAGGAUGCGCCGCUGGCUGCCGGCGAAACGAAAGAGAUUGUCAAUCUCAAUCAAUAUUUCAAGACCGCCGACAUUAUCAAUGCAUUCAAGUGUCAGGAUGUGCACAUGAAUGGCUAUAUGUACGAUAGCCAUUUGAUUAUAACACCCACACAGCUGGUUGUGUUACGUGAAUUGGGCGGCGGCCAAGCUCAAAUAAUGGUGCGAAGACCGUUGGCCAGCAUUGUGAAGAUCACUGCGAAGAAGCGUCAUCGCAAUCUGAUUACGUUCAAGUAUGGUUUUCCCGAUGGCGACGGGCUGCUCAUCACGGACAUGGAUCGCUUUCUCAUACCAAAUGCCACGGAGGCAACGGCGCUCGUCUCCAAGCACAUUGUCCAGGUGCUCGACAAUGCUAAAUAAAGCAUCACAAUUACCACACAAGUCAAUAGUCAAGCCCAUCUACUGCUGUACAUCAUACAAUUACACCAAUCCCCCUUUUAGACCUACACACACACACACACACAGAUACUAUGCAAGUGCAAUGCUUUAGUCUUAAGCUGGCAAAUGUUUUCCUUGGACAAUAUAUCAAUAUUGAAUUGGCAUUAGCGUAAAUUAACCCAAUAACUAUGCAAUUUGUAACAUAAAACACCAACUCCCUCGUCCCUGUAUUACAAGCAAAUUAAACAAUAUAAUGAAUGCAACUUAUUUGAUACCCUAUGUCGCUCUUGUUAUCCCAAAGCAACCCUCUAAAUGCUAAGUGUAUAAAUAACGGAUUAAACAAAACCUUAGAAGCCUUGAGACUUACAAUAUGUAAAGAUUAUAACAAAAAUAUUUAUUGCAAUUAAACAAGGUAUAAAUAAACUAUGUACUAUAUUCAAAACAAAG
This is a messenger RNA of Drosophila sulfurigaster albostrigata, 2782 nucleotides long. It is a transcript of the gene TBC1D23, whose product is annotated as TBC1 domain family member 23. The transcript has 3 exons. The coding region runs from base 239 to 2317 and encodes 692 amino acids. Gene Ontology annotation, biological process: retrograde transport, endosome to Golgi. Gene Ontology annotation, cellular component: trans-Golgi network. The record is from RefSeq and is a predicted model, not a curated record. NCBI's taxonomy places the organism in Eukaryota, Metazoa, Arthropoda, Insecta, Diptera, Drosophilidae.